AUGAGCCCUCGACGGUCAUCCCGUGCUCGCUCGUCGCAGCAACCCCCUCCAGGUCCCAACCACACAAACUCCAACACCUCAAUCAUUUCAAAGCUGGAUCGAGACACUCGAACGACCCAGCGCCCAAUCCAUCGACGCCGCUCUUCCACUCAACCGCCUGAAUCUGCCGAUGGCGCAGACUCCACCUCCCGAGCCGAGCAAACGGCGCCACGCCGAAGUCGUCGGAACGGAGAAGACAAAGAACCACUCGCUAAACAACCGCUAGAGGAUGAAGAGAAUGAUAUUGAAGCAGCUGAUGAGGAAGUCACUCGCUGCAUUUGCGGACAAGCUGAAUAUCCCGGUCCCCCGUUUGCGCUAGUACGACGGCUGGUAGGUCCCGACGACAGCGUCGAAGAGCCAGGCAACUUCUUCGUCCAGUGCGACAACUGCGGUGUCUGGCAACAUGGCGGAUGCAUGGGUAUCAUUGAUGAGGUAUUUCUACCGGACGAGUACUUCUGCGAACAGUGCAAACCAGAACUGCACAAAAUCGUGAGGUCCUCAAGUGGGCCGAAAUCCUCGCGUUAUAUUCCCUUGCUUGACGCAUCCUCCAGACGUUCAUCCCCUCUAUCCUCCAAUCCUGAAGCGGGACGUAAGAGAGAUAGCAAAGCUGUUCAGAACGAAAGCACGAAACGGAGGGCCACUAUGAAUAGCCGAGUCGCCUAUGACGAAGACGAGAUGCUAAGAAGAGCAAUCGAGGAGAGCAAAGAGAUGGGCUCCGUGGGCAAGCGGACACGGGAAGAAUCAGAAGAUAACAAGGGCAAUUCCAAGCGUCGACGAACGGGUUCCAACACCUCUGACACGCUUUCCAAGCAUUCCGAAUCGCCCGAACCUGCAGCUAUCGACGAAGGGGCUCAGGCGCUCAGCAGUGCUGCCCAAAAGCUACGAGGAGCAGCUGCUCGGAACAAUAGAGAAAAGGAGCUUCGUGACAAGCAAAAAGAGCAGCAAGCGGCACAGCGAGCAGAGGCGGCAAGUAAACGAAAUGCCCGAUCGGAGCGCAGAAGAGGAGAGGAUUCACCACCUCCGACACCGAGCCUCUCGCCUGCCAAAGCGGUACAGAGUAACGGCCGACCCAAAGCGGAGACGCCCCCCUCGGGCCGUUCAAACAUCAAUAGCCGCAAAACAGGCGGCAGGGCACCAGUACGAAGAGCAAGACUGGGACGCAAUCAAAACACCCGCGAUCGAGAGAAUGGCGACGAAGAGGGCACAUCCCACCACGACGCUUCCCACGAGACAAACGGUGGCGAUAAGUCCAGGGGUGCGUCGCCUCCCACCAAUGGGGCCGAAGGCAAAGAUCACCACAUCAAAUCAGCCACCAGCCAUGGCCAUGGCCAUGGCCACAACAUCAAUGGAGAAAGCGGGCGCAGUUCAAAAGCCAAGACUCAUCCGGCACGGACGAGCAUGAAUGAAAUGAAACGCCGCGUUGCUGCCAUUCUCGAGUUUGUGGGACGAAUGCAGACCGAGCGGACGACGCAGUUGACCGCACAGAAUACCGCGCAUGGCGGCCACGGGAGUGACGGCAGCUCAAAGGGCACCAACACCCCGAAUGGCCUGUCCAAAAGUUCUAGCGGAUCGAGGGCGAGUGCACUACCGACGGCGAGCCUUGUGCGCGCGGUAGCAGCGGGAUUGAAAGACGUGCAGGGCCAAGUAGGGGACGACGGUGGCGAGAAUCCGGUAUUAAUGAUAGAUGACCGGGAUUUUGGGACAAUGGGCAGUGUGGACAUGAUGGAAUCGCUGACCAAGAAGUUGGUACAGUGGCAGAGCGUGUAUGGGGUGUAUUCGCGGUGA
Messenger RNA from Cladophialophora yegresii CBS 114405, 1824 nucleotides. RefSeq lists its product as uncharacterized. The transcript has 4 exons. Lineage: Eukaryota; Fungi; Ascomycota; Eurotiomycetes; Chaetothyriales; Herpotrichiellaceae. Gene Ontology annotation, biological process: negative regulation of rDNA heterochromatin formation; negative regulation of silent mating-type cassette heterochromatin formation. Gene Ontology annotation, cellular component: Rpd3L complex; Rpd3L-Expanded complex. The record is from RefSeq and is a predicted model, not a curated record. The coding region runs from base 1 to 1824 and encodes 607 amino acids.